UUAUUGUUGUGAGUGAAUUACACACCCUUAGUAGAUUGAAACGUGUUAUUCUGAACAAAGUGCUCAGUUAGAUAAGAAAAGGCUCCGUGGAAACAAGACGACGACCCACGGGGACCGAGGAAAUCUGAAUACAGGUGGUGGUCCCUGUGCCAUUUGGAAGAGACGCUUGGAAAAAUGCUGAGUACCUUGGCUCGUUUUGCCUGGCCUAUUCUGCAGAGAUGCACCUCUUCCGUGGCCUGUGAGACUGUGACGUUUUGUCGUAGACCACAGAAAUUUCCACACCCACCACCUGCUUGUCAAACAUUCAUGCAGCUUCGCGAACAGCAGACUUUGGGUUCGGCCUCCCUUUCUGUGGCCAACCAGUCUGUGAGGCAUGCCCGGGCACUGGAUGAAGAGCGGCUGGUGGAGGUUGAGUGGGAAGAUGGAGGGCAGAGCCUGUAUCCCUUCACCUGGCUGAGAGACAACUGCCAGUGCUCCCUCUGUACACUGCAAUCAGCUCAGGCCCGUAAACUACUGAUGUCCGAUCUGGACAUCCACACGGGCAUUAAUAUUGUGAAGGUUACCAAUGAUAGCAAGUUGUCCAUUGUGUGGCCCGACCAGCACACGAGUGUGUUUGACGCAGAGUGGCUAAAGAAACGUAGUUUCUCUCAUGAGGCCAGACAAGCCAUGCAAGAAGAGCUCUUCCUCAAUGAACGCUACUAUUGGGACAGCAAACUACGUAUUCCCACAGCCAACUACGUGGACGUCCUCCACGAUGACAAGGCGGCGCUAGCGUGGCUCGUGGCACUGAGGCGUGUUGGAAUCGUCUACCUGAAGGGGGCUCCGGCGGAGCAAGGGCACGUGGCAAAGCUGGCCGAGCGGAUCGGUUAUCUUAGACUGACGUUCUACGGGCAUACGUGGCAGGUUGUAGACAAGUACAUGGCAAACAAUGUGGCCUACACCUCGGGAAAUCUGAGCCUCCACACAGACUACCCGGCGUUACACUUUGCACCUGGAGUGCAGUUCCUGCACUGCAUAGGCCAGGCAGAGGAGGGUGGAGACAGCGAGGUGGUCGACGGCUUCCACGCGGCCGAGCGGCUGCGGGCAGACGACCCUGAGGCCUUCCGCACGCUGGCCUCACUCCUGGUGGACUUCACCGACACGGGGACUGACUACUGCGACUUCAUGCUGCAGUCCAAGAAGCGAAUCAUUGACCUGAAUGAGCAGGGUCAGGUCGUGAGGAUAAACUACAACAACGCCACGAGGGAUUCGGUGCUGGACCUUCCUCUUCAUCAGGUUCAGCCCUUCUACAGAGCGCUGAAGGCCUUCGUGGACAUCAUGAAGCGAGCUGAGAAUGUGGUCACCUACAAGAUGGAGCCAGGCCACAUGGUGACGUUCGACAAUUGGCGCCUGCUGCACGGCCGAAAGAGCUACAUCAGCAGACCGGACAGGGUGCGACACCUCGAGGGCGCCUACUUGGACUGGGACGAAGUCAUGUCUCGCCUUCGAAUCCUCCGAAACGCCGUCAACACGGAUGAUGCCACGUCGUGAACCCUGUUACCGUCAUGCGGUGAUAAUAAAAUCUCCAAAUUACGUUUAGGA
Messenger RNA from Syngnathoides biaculeatus (alligator pipefish), 1581 nucleotides. It is a transcript of the gene bbox1, whose product is annotated as butyrobetaine (gamma), 2-oxoglutarate dioxygenase (gamma-butyrobetaine hydroxylase) 1. Gene Ontology annotation, cellular component: mitochondrion. Gene Ontology annotation, biological process: carnitine biosynthetic process. The coding region runs from base 175 to 1530 and encodes 451 amino acids. Gene Ontology annotation, molecular function: gamma-butyrobetaine dioxygenase activity; iron ion binding. The record is from RefSeq and is a predicted model, not a curated record. NCBI's taxonomy places the organism in Eukaryota, Metazoa, Chordata, Actinopteri, Syngnathiformes, Syngnathidae. The transcript is spliced from 9 exons.